CGCAUGUUUAGAAAGGGUCAUAUAAAUGAUCUGAAGUAGCGUAUAUAUCUGAUUAGAAUAAUUAGCGUAUAUAUUUGAUUAGAAUAAUUCUGUUGUGCUCCUGUUAUACUAUAACAGAAUUACGCCUCUAAUUAGGUACGCGGUACGCGUUACGCGGAAAAUAUCAGUCCAUGUGACCGUACCCUUAUUAGGCCCAUCAUUUGCACAAUAGAAGCACAAUAGAAAAUAUGAAAACAUGAUAAAAAGAUUUCUAUUGAUAAAUACACAUAUAAAAAUCUCUGCUGAGAUAUAAGCGAUCAAUGGUACAAUUAUGUAAUUGACAUUCAUCUUUUUUUUCUACAAAUUUAAUAAAUGACCUAAAUAAAUGCGUCUCAAAUAUUUUGAAAACUUCUUUCGAUCUUCCUAUAUCUUGUGACGCUCCUAUUGUUUGCAAAUAUUGAAAUUAUUACAUCAUCAGAAAAAAAAAUCAAGGGUAUAUACAAUACUGCCAGUUACUGGAAAUCUGUAGUUAUCUACAGUUCAGUGAUAACGUGAGUGAAGUGUGUUAACGUAGUUCGUAUAUAUACGUGGAUACUCGUGGCGCGAAACGGGGAUCUCUAUCAUAUACCACGUGGCAAUAACGAUUUGAUUGAUUUCGAACAAUUAACGAUUAUUUAAAAAAAAAAUGUGUGGAAUUUGGGCAUUGUUUGGAUUGGACACGCAGUCCUUGACCUGUAUCUGCGAAAAUUUUGAUAAGAUCUCGCACCGUGGUCCGGAAGCUUUUAAAAUCGAAUUUGAUAACAGAGUUAAGAAUGGGUAUCUAGGAUUUCACAGAUUAACCAUUGUUGAUGGCCUAUAUGGAAUGCAACCUAUGAGAUUACACAAGUAUCCAAAUCUCUUCCUCUUGUGUAACGGGGAAAUAUAUAAUUGUGAAAGAUUACAAAAACAAUAUCAUUUUGAAUAUGCUACUAAAUGCGAUGUAGAAGCAAUUAUGCAUUUAUAUACAUGCAAUGGUGCCGACAGUGUUGCCCGAUCUCUAGAUGGUGUAUUUGCAUUUUGUUUAAUGGAUGUUACCAAAAGGAGGAUUUUAAUAGCCAGAGAUCCAUAUGGUGUAAGACCACUAUUUAAAUUAUAUUCAGAUGAUGGGCAAUUAGCCAUUUGUUCAGAAAGCAAGGGUUUAAUGGAAAUUACAAAACGCAUAAGUGGCAAAUGGACAUUAGAACCAUUUCGUCCAGGUCAUUAUGAGGAAUAUGAAAUUUUAGAUGAUGGUCGAGCAAAAAUUUUGUCUAAUAUUUGUUAUUAUAAACCUGGUGAUAAACCUUCUUUCCAAGUGUUUAUUCCUUGGCCAACCUUGAAUCCAAAAGAUAUUCAUGGCAAUAUUCGAAAGUUACUUUCAGCAGCAGUAGAAAAACGAUUAAUGGCCGACAGACGGAUAGGAUGUUUGUUGUCAGGCGGAUUAGAUUCUAGUUUGGUUGCAGCUUUAUUAGUGAAACAAGCAAAAGAACAUAAUUUACCAUAUAAGAUUCAAAGUUUUGCAAUAGGUAUGGGUGACAGUCCAGAUAUUGUUGCCGCAAGACAGGUUGCAGAUUAUAUUGGAAGUGAGCAUCAUGAAAUUAUCUUUACAGAAAAAGAUGUAAUUGAUAUAUUGAAUAAAGUUAUUUAUUCACUAGAAACAUAUGACAUUACGACUAUUCGAGCUUCGAUAGGGAUGUAUCUUAUUUCAAGGUAUAUAAAACAGAAUACAGAGACAACUGUAAUCUUUAGUGGAGAGGGUGCAGAUGAACUGGCACAAGGCUAUAUUUAUUUCAGAGAUGCACCCAGUGCAGCAGAUGCUCAUAAUGAAUCUUUAAGAUUAUUGAAAGAUAUAUAUUUAUAUGAUGGUUUAAGAGCUGAUCGCACGACGAGUGCAUUUAGUUUAGAGUUAAGAGUACCAUUUUUAGAUCUUCAGUUCACAUCAUAUUAUUUAUCUUUGGACUCCAAUAUAAGACAACCUCAAGAUGGAAUCGAGAAGCAUUUGUUAAGAGCUGCUUUUGAUGGAACUGAUUUAUUACCUUUGAACAUACUAUGGAGGCAUAAAGAAGCUUUCAGUGAUGGAGUGGCAUCUAUCAAGAAAUCUCUUUUUCAAGUGAUUCAAGAAAUAGUAGAAAAUCGUGUUCAUGAUGAAGAUUUAAGUGCAGCUCACACUAAAUACCCUCAUUGUACACCAAGAACGAAAGAAGCACUCUAUUAUAGAAAUAUCUUUGAGUCAUAUUACAAGGGGCGAGCAGAAAGUUUUAUACCUUAUUUUUGGAUGCCGCGCUGGGUUAAAAAUGUUACGGAUCCAUCUGCUAGAUUCAUUAAACAUUAUGCUGCAAACACUGAUGAACAAUCAGCUGAAAACAAUUAGAAAAAUGAUGAAUAUUAAUUUAUAAAAAGAAGAUUAAUAUAUAUACGUAUUUUUUGAUUAAAAGAUAAAAAUUUAAAAAGAUAAAACACAAA
Messenger RNA from Camponotus floridanus (Florida carpenter ant), 2457 nucleotides. It is a transcript of the gene AsnS, whose product is annotated as asparagine synthetase [glutamine-hydrolyzing]. Bases 665 to 2365 code for a protein of 566 amino acids. Lineage: Eukaryota; Metazoa; Arthropoda; Insecta; Hymenoptera; Formicidae. The record is from RefSeq and is a predicted model, not a curated record. Gene Ontology annotation, cellular component: cytosol. Gene Ontology annotation, molecular function: asparagine synthase (glutamine-hydrolyzing) activity. The transcript has 10 exons.